CAGUACUUGGUCUCCGACUGAUGACGUAUCACGAGUACACGAGAACGCAAGUACGCACAAGUACGCGUAUUGAUAAACGCCCGUGGAAUGGAAGCGGCAGAGCGAGCCACUGCCCCUUCCAUCAGUUUUCUGCCGUUUCUUUGUGAGCGAGGAAAUCGAAACAGUUAAAAGUUAUAUCUGCUGCCAACAAGAGAAGAAUCAUGGUUCAAGCCAAGCUCUGGGCAAUGACUAAACACUUUGACGGCUUCCCCAAAAACAGUGACUUUGAGCUGAAGGUGGAGGAGCUCCCAGAGCCUAAAGAUGGAGAGGUGCUUCUGGAAGCUGAGUUUCUCAGUGUCGACCCGUACAUGAGGCCGUUCAGCAGAUUUCGCAUGAAGGAAGGAGAUGUGAUGAUUGGAACUCAGGUGGCCAAAGUGAUCCAGAGUAAAAAUCCAGCGUUUCCUGUGGGAAGCCACGUUGUGAGUAACAGUGGGUGGAGAACCCACACACUCAGUGAUGGGACCGGCCUCAUUCCCGUCCUGUCUGAGUGGCCUAAAGAUGUGUCCCUGUCUCUGGCUCUGGGUACCAUCGGGAUGCCUGGACUGACGGCUGUUUAUGGGAUAGAGGAAGUGUUGGGACUCCAGAAGGGUGAGACCCUGCUGGUGAACGCUGCAGCUGGAGCGGUGGGCUCCGUGGUGGGACAGAUCGCCAAGAUCAAGGGCUGUAAGGUGGUGGGCUCGGCGGGCUCUGAUGCCAAAGUGGCUUACCUCAAAGAGCUGGGAUUUGAUGAGGCCUUCAACUACAAAACUGUGGGUUCCCUGGAGGAGGCUCUGAGGAAGGCUUCACCUGAAGGAUACGAUUGCUUCUUUGAAAACGUGGGAGGUUCUUUUUCAACUGCUGCUCUGGAGCAGAUGAAGAACUGUGGAAGAAUAGCUGUGUGUGGAAGUAUCUCCACCUACAAUGACAGUGAACCACAGACAGGUCCGUAUCCCUACUUCACCAUGAUCAUAAAGCAGCUGAAGAUGGAGGGUUUUAUGCAAAGCAGGUGGCAGCACAAGCACCCUGAAACCCUCAAGAGACUGUUAGCAUGGGUGAAAGAGGGCAAACUGCAGUGUCGGGAGCACGUCACAAAAGGCUUUGAAAACAUGCCGGCUGCUUUUAUGGGGAUGCUGAAGGGAGAAAACACCGGCAAGGCCGUCGUCGCAGUCUGAAGAGUUCAAUGCAAGACAGCCAGCAUUACUGAAAACUGCCAUUAUUACACAAUCUAUGAAUUAAAGAAGGAUCGAUCAAUAACCAUACAGUUAACAGAAUAAUUUCACAUUAACAUUUCACUAUUUUUUUUUUUUUUGUGUACUCCUAUAUAUAGUAAUAGCAGUUAAGCGACUCUGGGACACUUUAGUCAUUCAAAGAAAUAGGAUUUCUAAUCGAAAAGCAUUAGUUCAUAAAUGUAAAAUAGUACAUUGAAUUUGUGAUUCAAGUUUACAUUUAGACUGUUUGUGUUUCACCACCAUCUUCAUCGUUCAGGAGCGUCUGAAACCUGAAUGAAAUUUUACUCAAGAAAAAGGAAAACGGUGAUUAGUCAAA
Molecule: messenger RNA, 1563 nt
Organism: Oreochromis niloticus (Nile tilapia)
Lineage: Eukaryota; Metazoa; Chordata; Actinopteri; Cichliformes; Cichlidae
Product: prostaglandin reductase 1
Exons: 9
Coding region: 201-1190 (329 amino acids)
Biological process (GO): prostaglandin metabolic process
Cellular component (GO): cytoplasm
Molecular function (GO): 15-oxoprostaglandin 13-reductase [NAD(P)+] activity; 2-alkenal reductase [NAD(P)H] activity
Source: RefSeq, a predicted model, not a curated record